This is a messenger RNA of Thelazia callipaeda (thelaziosis nematode), 2607 nucleotides long. NCBI's taxonomy places the organism in Eukaryota, Metazoa, Nematoda, Chromadorea, Rhabditida, Thelaziidae. The record is from the annotation of a GenBank genome assembly.
AUGGCGUGUGUUGUACCUGAAAAGUUUGAACGUCUACCAGAAAUAGCAAAACCAAUACAUUACUCAUUAACUUUAUCACCAGAUCUGAACAAUUUCACAUUCGAUGGUGAAGAAAUAACUGAUGUGGAGAUUUUGAAACCCACUGACCACUUGAAGUUACAUUCGAGUGAGAUUGAAAUCAAAAAUGCUAAACUUAUUCUCAGUGAUGGAUCAGAAUAUGACCAAAAGUGGAUGACAGCAACUCUUACAUUACCGAAGGUGAUUUCUCCUCAAACUGCGAAGAUAGCUAUGGGUUUUAAAGGUGUAUUAAAUAAUAACAUGCGUGGUUUUUAUCGUUCGUCUUACAAGAGUGUUGACGGAAAAGAGUGUUAUUUAGCGACAACACAAUUUGAGAGCACAUUCGCUCGUCUUGCAUUUCCUUGCUGGGAUGAACCUUUAUAUAAAGCGAAAUUCGACAUUUCUCUGAUAGUGGACGCUAACCUUACAGCACUUUCAAAUAUGAAUGUGAUUAGUGAGACAAAGAUGGAAAAUAAGAAAAUUGUGAAAUUUGAUACAACACCGAUCAUGUCAACUUAUUUAGUUGCAUUUGCUGUAGCGGAACUCGAAUACGUUGAGGAUAAGACCAGUGAUGGCUGUGUAGUACGCGUAUAUACAGUACCAGGUAAAAAGGAGCAGGGAAGGUUCUCUUUGGAAAUUGCUGUUAAAGCACUUGAAUGGUAUAACAACUGGUUCAAUUUCAAAUAUCCGUUACCUAAAUGUGAUCUCAUCGCUAUUCCCGAUUUCAGCAUGGGUGCUAUGGAAAACUGGGGCCUGGUGACGUAUCGAGAAAUAGCAUUACUGGUUGAUCCAAAUAAAACUUCUACGAGACAGAAAUCUCGUAUUGCACUUGUUGUAGCUCACGAGCUAGCACAUUUUUGGUUUGGUGAUCUUGUAACAAUGAAAUGGUGGACUGAUUUGUGGUUGAAAGAAGGUUUUGCUUCGUUUAUGGAAUAUAUGUUUGUUAGUGCUAAUUAUCCAUGCUUCAAAAUAUGGUUGCAUUUUGUAAAUGACGAACUUGCUGCAGGCUUUGAACUGGAUUCUUUGAGAAACUCACAUCCAAUCGAAGUUGAGAUAGAUAAUCCAAAUGAGUUAGAUGAAAUUUAUGAUUCAAUAACAUACGCAAAAUCAAAUUCCAUCAACCGAAUGUUGUGUAACUACUUAGAUGAAGCCGUAUUUCAAAAAGGGUUACAAAUAUACCUUGAAAAAUUCAAAUAUAGAAAUGCAGAGACUAAUGAUUUGUGGCGCGCACUAAGCGAAGCUUCGGGCCAAGACAUCACGAAACUAAUGUCAACGUGGACGCAGCAGAUGGGUUUUCCUUUGGUCAGUGUCAGUCAGAAGAUUGAGGGAACAAAAAGAAUUUUAAAAAUGAAUCAAACACGCUUUCUUGCUGAUGGCACUACUGAUGAAAAAAAUUCAAUGUGGCAGAUUCCAAUCACAAUCUCUGUGUCUUCUCAACCAGACAAAGUUAAAGAAAAAGGUCUGUUAAAAAAUGUCGAACAAGAAGUAAUAGUUAGUGACGUGAAUCCCGAUGAAUGGAUAAAGCUGAAUGUUGGAACUACGGGAUUUUAUCGUGUUCUAUAUUCGGAUGAAAUGUUGCAAGCACUGUUACCUGAUUUUGCAUCGAAAAAAAUUCCUGUACUUGACCGAUUUGGCAUUGCUAAUGAUAUAUUCGCAUUAGUAAAAUCUGGACGAGCUCCUGCAAAGCAGUUUUUAUCAUUACUUGAAUCAUCCUCAAACGAAGAUGACUAUACAGUGUGGAGUACGCUUGACGUGGGAAUAUCUUCGCUGUCGAACAUAUUAUCACAUUAUGAUCCUACAGUUCGUGCGAAAUUCAACGAUUUUAUUAUCAAGAUUUUGACUCCACUAGCUAAUCGUCUUGGUUGGGAGGCUCAACCAAAUGAAGAUUCUCAAGUGGGAAUAUUGCGAGCAUUAGUUCUUAGCCGUCUAGGUCGAAGCAAUCAUGAACCAACUAUUAUGACAGCUCGUGAAAAAUUCUUGAAACAUUACAAAAAUAAAACUAACCUAAAUCCUGAUUUACGACUUGCCAUUUACAGUAUGAUCGGAAGGCAUUUUGGUAAAGAAGGAUAUCAAGAACUAAAGGAGAUUUAUGAAACAGUGGGAUUCGGUGAAAUAGAGCGCAACUGUAUUGUUGCGAUGUCACAAACACCUGAUACAGAAUUGCUAAAAUCAGUUUUCGAAUAUGGCAUUGAAAAUGGCAAAGUUCGAGCGCAAGACAUCGUUUAUCUUUUCCAUGGCGCUUGUGGGAAUAAGACUGGGCAAGAUUUCAUUUGGAAAUAUUUUAAAAAUUCAUUUAAACUGUUGCUUCAAAAAUUCGGAAGCGUCAAUAGUUCACUCUUCCAGCACUGUUUCAAGACUAGUGCUGACUGUCAUUGUUCGAGCGCAGUUGCAAAAGAUAUUGAGGUCUUUGUUUGUUCGCAACUGAAACCUGAUGAGGCAAGAACGCUUCACCGCACUACAUUGCAAAUCACUGAAUCAAUUCUGUUGAAUGAGCAAUUGCUCAAACGGAAUGCAGAUGUCAUUAGUGAUUACCUUAAUGCUCAAAGAUAA